AUGCUCUCCGGAUACAACUGCACCAUCUUUGCCUACGGACAGACUGGCACAGGAAAGACGUAUACCAUGUCGGGCGACAUGACCGAAACUCUGGGCCUUCUCUCAGACGAGGCCGGUAUCAUUCCCCGUGUUCUUCAGACUCUAUUCAACAAACUCGAGCUCGAGGACGCCGAGAGCACAAUCAAGUGCUCCUUCAUCGAGCUAUACAACGAGGAGCUCCGCGACCUGCUCUCGUCCGACGAGAGCGCCAAGCUCAAGAUCUACGACGAUACCUCGCGGCGGGGUCACACCAGCACCGUGGUUCAGGGCAUGGAGGAGAAGCACAUCAAGACAGCUGCCGAGGGUGUCAAGGUGCUUCAGGAGGGUAGCUUGAGGCGUCAAGUCGCAGCCACAAAGUGCAACGACCUGAGUUCUCGAAGUCACACUGUCUUUACCAUCACCACCUACGUGAGGAAGCCCAACGAGCACGGUGUCGACGCCCUCGUCAGCGCCGGAAAGCUGAACCUGGUCGAUUUGGCUGGUAGCGAGAACAUUCAGCGAUCAGGAGCUGAGAACAAGCGCGCCGCUGAGGCUGGUCUUAUCAACAAGUCUCUACUGACUCUCGGCCGAGUCAUCAACGCCCUCGUCGACCGCGGUUCUCACAUUCCUUACCGAGAGUCCAAGUUGACUCGCCUACUACAAGACUCUCUUGGAGGCAGGACCAAGACCUGUAUCAUCGCCACCAUCUCCCCCGCAAAGAGCAACCUGGAGGAGACAAUCUCAACGCUCGACUACGCCUUCCGGGCCAAGAACAUCAAGAACAAGCCACAGCUUAACCCCAUGAUGGAGAAGAAGACGCUACUGAAGGACUUUACCAUGGAGAUUGAGAAGCUCAAGAGCGAGCUGAUCGCUACCCGCCAGCGCAACGGUGUCUACCUCUCCAACGAGACAUAUGAGGAGAUGACAGCUCAAAGCGAGUCGCGCCGCAUUGUCAACGAGGAGCAGGCCGCCAAGCUUGAGACUUUGGAGAGCAACCUGCGGAACAAGGUCCAGGAACUCUUCAACCUCCAGUCGACGUUUAUGGGUCUCAAGAAAGAUCACGAGGGCACCAAGGCCCUGCUGGAUGACACCAAGGAGGUACUGGACCAGACCGAGAUUGUUCUUUCAGCUACGCGAAAGUCGCUGGCUGAAGAGACCAGGAUCAGAAAGGCACAUCAGAAGACAGAAGAGAAGCUCACACAAGUUGGCGGAGAGCUCAUUAACAAGCUUCAUAAGACGGUUCGCGACGUUGGUGGUCUUCACGCCAAGAACAAGCGCAAGUCGGAUCUGCAGUCUCUCAACCGCAACACCUGGAGCACAUCCCAGGACCAGGUCGUCGAUGUCACCUCCAUGGUUGAACGACGAAUUGAGGAGUUCCACGACGAGCAGCAGGAGCACAUUGCGAGCGUUGGAAAGCGAAUGGAGGAGUUUGUCGGUGAAGAGCUACAAAAGCUCUCAUCAACACAGACAUUCCUUGAUGAGCACUUCAGCACCUUUGCCGAGUCCAAGAAGCAGCUUCUGGAUGGAAAGCAAAAGUCCAAGGAGGAUAUGGAUGAGGUGCUGGAGGAGAUCAAGGUGGUCCGCGAUACCGUCAAGGACCGGAUGGGUGAGAGCCUGCAGUCUAUCUCUCACUCUGCUGAGAGGAUAGCAGCGGAUAUGCUGAAUGAGAUGACGGCUUUCCACGGCCAGGUAAGUUUACUCUCUACGCAAAGGAAGUUAUAUACUAACUUAAACCAGCUACACAACUCGUACAGCGCGCUUGGAAAGGACUUCAAGUCCAUCUUUGAAGACCUUGUUAAGCACAUCACAGCCCAGCGAGCCGAGUGUGAUAGUCUCCGACGACAGCUUCAGGCUGCGACAAACACCAUCGUGCUGCAGAAUGCCACCAUUUCCACCCGUAUCCAGGAUGCGUUGGAGGAGGAACGAAGACAGGCCGUUGACGAUCGUCAGAAGCUCAUGACCCAGAUCUCUGCCCUGAUUAACACACAAGCCGAGACCCAGGAGGCCCGUCUUCACGAUAAGGCUAUCCUUAUUCAGAAGAGCAUGGCCGAGACCAACACAAAUCUCGAGAACGCCGUCUCUCACUACGGCGAGGGCAUGACCACCUGGGAUGUCAAGGAGGGCGAGCUCUUGGACGAGGUCAAGAAGUCUCGCGAUCAGCUCAAGACGAAGCUCAAGGAUGACUGGACUGCGGCCAACGAGCACAGCAACUCGAUCCAGGCCACAGCCAAGUCUGUUCAUGCCGAGACGGUCCGCGUCGUGGACGAGCAGAUUAAGGAUCUUGACGUCCAGAUGGAGGCUCUCGACGACUUUGUCACUCGCGCCAAGUCGGAGAAUGGUCAUCAUCACGAAACUCACGGCCAGUCCGUCCAGGCUCUGUCCAACACUGUCGAGGAGUCGUUUGGCAACAUCUCUGCUCACUUCAAGUCAACGUUUGACCGUGUCCAGAACCUCGGCGAGGAGAUGGAGCUCGACCUUGGUGAUCUUCAGGAUGGUCUGGAGCCCCUGAAAGAUCAACUCUGCCAGCCCCUUGCCAACCUGCGGGAAGACAUUUCAGGCACAACUCUUCAAGAGUACCAACCUACGGGUGACACGCCUGCCAAGGUUCAAUACCACUACCCAACUGACCUACCUCGCACUGAGCCUCACGAUCUCAUCAUCUCUCGCAUCGACGAGAUGCCCACACCAACCAAGGACCGUGACAACGACAAGGACACAACCAUUGUCUUUGCCGAUCUCGACUCUCAAAAGAUGAUGACGUCUCCUCCCCGUCCUCCACCCCGUGCCUCCAACGCCAGCGCCCCCGACGGUAGCACCCUCGGCAUGAGCCUCCGCGAGGUCAACCCAAACCUCACGACGGGCUCCAUCAACUUUAACCCGCGGGUGAGCACCAUGUCGAUGCCUCCCGAGCGCACCAUGCCGCUGUUUAAGCGCAGCACGCGAGUGACGCGGAGCGCCAAAAAGACCAUCAACAUUGACGCCAUCGUCGUAGAGGGUGGUGAGAAUGCUCUGCCCACGUCGUUUGAGCAGAGGAGAAAGAGCCCAAGGCUUAACUAG
Fusarium vanettenii 77-13-4 is the source of this 3075-nucleotide messenger RNA. RefSeq lists its product as uncharacterized. Lineage: Eukaryota; Fungi; Ascomycota; Sordariomycetes; Hypocreales; Nectriaceae. Gene Ontology annotation, molecular function: plus-end-directed microtubule motor activity; ATP binding; microtubule binding. The record is from RefSeq and is a predicted model, not a curated record. Bases 1 to 3075 code for a protein of 1024 amino acids. Gene Ontology annotation, cellular component: spindle microtubule; nucleus. The transcript has a single exon. Gene Ontology annotation, biological process: microtubule-based movement; mitotic spindle assembly.